CAAAAUUGCAUGGCUGAAGAAUUGUUCCAAGAAAAAUUGAGAUCCAGCUAGCAUUUUCUCUUCUCAAGAAGCUGUAGACGUAGUUAAAGCCAGUGCGUUGUUUCGUCCACAAAACAGAGUGACAGAGAGAAACAAUACAAGGACUGAUGAGGACAAGUUUCAUUUUAUUUUUUAUCGAUGAAAGACUCACCUGACGUUGGCCGUCAAGGAAGAUGAGCAUGUGGGCAGGUCGAAAACAAAAACUCAAACAAACGCAGUUAUUUCUACAUUUGUGUCGCUUUCGCUAAAACGAACUGAACUGGACAAAAUCUUAAGAGAAUACGAGCAUCGGCGAGUACAGCCAUGACGGAUCGUUCACUUUCGUUAGUUUGCGUGGAAUCGUUCAUGUUUCUCAUCAUCAACAUUGCAGCAAUCAUUGGGAACACGUUUGUCGUUGCUGCCAUUUCAAGAAACAGGGAUCUUCGAAAAAUUACUCACUGCUACAUUUUAACCUUGGCAAUUUCUGAUUUGUUCGUCGCAGUCACUUGUAUGCCGUUAACUUUGGGUGCUUCCCUGAAAGGUCGCUGGCUUUACAGUGACAUCACAUGCCAGCUUCAAGGUCACGUGAUGCAAGUGUGGGCGUGUUUUUCUUUGACAAUCGUGUCAGUGACCGCCAUUAAUCGAUAUUAUCGCGUUGUGCGACCCAUUCGUUACAGAAAAAUCUUCACCAAGCGAUUUACACUGGUAACUACGAUCUCCCCUCUCGUUAUUUGGGCGUGUCUGGACAUCGGAAUGAUGUCUGUUAUGGACGCCCGUUUUAAAUUUGCCCCGCAUUUUUUCUGCACGCCUUAUCUCACAAACAAGCUCAUGAAGAGAGCUGUUGCUUUGCCUAUUUAUCUUUCGUUUAUCGUAGUCGCCCUGUUCGUAGUUCUGAUUUGCUAUUUCAAGGUUUAUCGCGUUGUUCGUAGACAUGUGAUUCUGGUUCGGCCAAAUAUUGUAGGAGCAUCGUUUCAACCCGGAAAUGAGAACAAACUUUCUUGUCGCGUCGAUGAGAUCAAUGCUACAAAAAUGGUUUUCGUUAUAAUUAUGGUCAACUUCCUUCUCUGGAUUCCAGUUUGUAUAAUCGGUGCGCUGUAUUUUUGCGACAUUGUUAUGCCAAAAUGGACGCAUUUGAUGUAUGAUUACUUGAUGUUCAUAACAGCUGCGACAAAUCCGCUGAUUUACGGACUCAUGAACAAGGCUUUUAGGGACGAGUAUCUUCGAAUUUUGAAGUGCAAGAGGAGCGCGAACAACAUCAGCUAGUUUGGCAGAUUUUGGAACUGUGUAACACACUGAGUUCUACAACAGGUGAUGUCUAGGUUACUCCCACAACAUGAAGUGAGGAGUAAAAAAGCCUCAUGUCUGAGUUACUAGAAACUUGUGUCGUGACGUUUGGCCACAUUUUUUUAACCUGUGUUCUUAUAGAAUGCAAUGACAAAUUAAAGAACUUAAUGGUGCCUUAAAUAUAGCAUUUAAAGUUAAUAAAG
Molecule: messenger RNA, 1505 nt
Organism: Pocillopora verrucosa
Lineage: Eukaryota; Metazoa; Cnidaria; Anthozoa; Scleractinia; Pocilloporidae
Product: melatonin receptor type 1A-like
Biological process (GO): cellular response to light stimulus; phototransduction; G protein-coupled receptor signaling pathway
Cellular component (GO): plasma membrane
Molecular function (GO): G protein-coupled photoreceptor activity
Source: RefSeq, a predicted model, not a curated record